AUUUUUCUUUCGGUUCUAUAUUAUGGAAUUAUCAAUGGGAGACAGAGUGUAUGCAGCGGAACGUAUCAUGAAAAAGAGGCUCAGAAGGGGACGAGUCGAAUACUUUGUGAAAUGGAGAGGUUGGAGUCAGAGACACAGUACUUGGGAACCUGAAGAAAAUAUUCUUGAUGAACGUCUGAUUGAUAUUUUUGAACAAAGCCAGAGAAAUGAUAUCAAUCCGCAUAAACGAGGGCCCAAGAAAAAAGAACAUAAACAGGCCCUUCAAGUUCAGUCACCACCACCCCCAGUCGAAAAUGAGAAAGAAGUCGUUGAAGAAAACGUAGAAGAGCCAGCAAACCAUGAUGAACAACCGACAGAAUCAAAUAUUCCUCUUGCAGAAGAACAACCUGCUUCAGAACAACAUGUCACAGAGCCCGAGAAAGCAAAUAUUGAUGAACAAGUAAAAGAAAAGGAAAUGGAUAACAAAAAAAGAGAUGAGCGAAAGGAAGAGGCCGUUGAGGCUGAAGCACCAACCAUCGAAGAAGAACCACCACCACCUCCUCUUCCUCCUCCUCCUCCUACACCCACACCUCCAAGACCUGCUGCUAAGAGGAAAGCGGAAGUACUGAGCAAAGAAAGCGGGAAGAUCGGUGUUACCAUCACCACCAGCUCACCUCCUUCGCAUUCCACGCCCAAGCAACCACGGCUGUCUCCGAGUGUGGUGACGCCCAAGGUCGCUUCACCUACGCCUCAGCCGGUUUCCUCUCCUCCUAAGAUUAGUACCGCUAAGAGUCCUAGAAGAGAAGAACCUCCACCACCAGCACCUGUGGCUAAAUCGGUGUUACCUCCAUCCCCUACCAGCGCCAGGAGUAUCAAGUCACCCCCUCCAGUAGCGACACCCUCACUUCCACCCGCUACAACUCCAGUUCCGGAAGUCAAGCAACCUCCUAGCAAUAAUAACAAUGUUAACAAGGAGGUGACACCUGCUACUCCAGUCCGAGAGACAAAGCCGCCUAUUUUGAAUGGUCACACCAAUGAUUUAACCACUACAGUGCUCACUAAUCCUGGCCCAGAUUAUUGGCGAUCUCUCAACCCGCAUGCGGACGAUAUUGUCAUCACGGACGUAACGGUCAACCUGAGCACUGUCACCAUUCGGGAAUGCAGGACGGGAAAGGGAUUCUUCAGGGAACGCAUUAAAUAAUUAGUCAUGAUGAUAUCGUAAGAGUGAGCUUGUAGUGCCUAUCAUAUGGCUCACUCUUCAAAUAGAUAAUUUUAUUCAGUAUUGUAUCAGUCGUCUAAGGAAACUCUUUUCAUUUUUUUAUUUUUAUUUUAUUUCAUUUUAAUAUAUGAAUAUAAGUAGAUGUGAUAACAACAUUUAAUCGUGUUUUUUUUUUCACUGAUUGUACAUAAAUAAUCAGCAUUUAUUGAUAUUUUGGCUAGUGUUUUGAAAAAUCUUUUUAAUUUUAUUGGCGUAAGAAAUUGAUCGAAAAUAAGUACACUAUAUUGAAAAUUAACUGAAUGGAUUGAAAUUUCUCGCUAAGAAUUAUCGCAUUAAUAAUUUGCAAUUUUAAACCAUUAGAUAAUUGAAGUUAUCCUGUUUUUUCUGAAUACCAGCUAUUUAUUACUUUGCAGUAUUUUUUUAUUAAGUGCUAUCCUAAAUUGGUAGCUGUUAUAGCAUUUAGUCCUGUGUCAUAAAUUUUCAUCCUUUUUAUUGCAACUGAUUUUAUUAAAAUAACAAAGUAGUAGUAUAAUAAAAGAUUUGCUUAACUUUUCUGACAAUAAUAAAAUCAUAGACUACCGAUUGAUCUGACAAUAAAAUUUAAAAAGUUGAAACAAAAUAAUAAUUCCUUGAUUUUUUAGUUUCAAAUUAUAUUAUUGUCCCAUGUUGCAAAGUUGACUUCUUAUAAUUAAAAUUGAAAAUAUAAAAUAAGUUUUAUGCAUAUAACAAAUCAUUCCGUCCGUUAAAGAUCAAGGAUUGUUAUGAAUAAGCUAUAACAAGGAUAGGUUUCAAGGGACUAAAAGCUACUAGGUAGUUCGAUGUAUUAACAAAUAAUUUGUGUUAACACAGAUUUAUUUUGAUUAUGGAAAGUUAAAUCAUCGGUGUUCUGAAAAGAAGCUGAAUUCAACAGAUUGCCUGUUUUAUUUUUAGAUUAACCACAUUAAUAGAAACUGUACUGGUAAAAACAGCAUAUCGUUCAAUUUUCAUAUUUAUAUAUCCCUUAAUAAUGGCAGGAACAACAUUAAUUUCUUAAAUUUCUUGUCAAAUAUGCUCUCCUUAAAAGUAAUGAAUUGUUGGAUUCUCCUUUUUACAGAACACAGAUAAAAAUUUCUAAAAUAUGUAAUUUUUA
Nezara viridula (southern green stink bug) is the source of this 2327-nucleotide messenger RNA. NCBI's taxonomy places the organism in Eukaryota, Metazoa, Arthropoda, Insecta, Hemiptera, Pentatomidae. The record is from the annotation of a GenBank genome assembly.